CUCCGUGGCAACGCGCGCGAUCGUUUCCGGGAGCCGCUGGCGGAGUGGGCGGAGCUAGGGCGGAGGUGCUGGUGGGAAGCCACCUGGGAGCCUUAGUUUGGUCGCAGACCCUGGGAGUGGGUGCUGGGAACAACGGAACGAAAGUCAGACAGACUUCAGUUGCCCCGACGGAUUGGAGCCCAUCAGUCCGUCGUGACAAGUUUCCCCCACCCCCGACCUAGAUGUAUGCAAGUCCAGGCUCUUCUGCUUCUUAGUGUCGCGGCUGGCCCAACUUACAGGCUGACUGAGGACUCUUCUUUCCUCAGAUUUUUUGAUCUUCAGAAUGCUUCGAUAUUCAUGUUUUUGUAGAAUGUACAAAGGACUGUUUUACUGCUGGGUGGAGUCCAGUGCAUUUAAUUUGGGUGUCUGUCCCCAAGCAAUACACACUUCAGCAGCAGUGCAUACUGAAUAUGAAUCUCAGGAAGAGACAGCUCUGGGUGGCACUAGGAGCGAUCAUAGAUCUGCAGAGAAAGAUUCUGAAGCCAUGGCUAAACUGCAUAUUCCAGUAAUGGUGGAUGAAGUUAUUCAUUGCUUGGCACCUCGAAAAGGGCAGGUCUUUCUAGAUAUGACAUUUGGUGCAGGAGGACACACAAAAGCUAUUCUGCAGAAGGAACCAGAUAUUACUGUCUAUGCUUUAGACCGAGACCCAACAGCUUAUGCAAUAGCCAAGCAGCUUUCACAAGUGUAUCCGAAACAGGUCCAGGCUUUGUUAGGCCAGUUCAGCGAGGCAGAGGCUUUGUUACUAAAAGCUGGAGUGCAGCCAGGGACUAUCGAUGGAGUUCUUUUGGAUCUGGGGUGUUCCUCCAUGCAACUUGAUGUUCCUGAGCGGGGUUUCUCUCUUCGGAAGGAUGGUCCCUUGGACAUGAGGAUGGAUGGAGACAGGUAUCCUGACAUGCCCACUGCUGCUGAUGUUGUGAAUGCUUUAGAUCAACAAGCACUUGCAUCCAUCUUUAGAGCAUAUGGAGAGGAGAAGCAUGCCAAGAAAAUUGCUUCUGCAAUCAUUCAAGCACGCAGCAUAUACCCUAUCUCUAGAACCCAGCAGCUUGCCAGCAUUGUUGCAGGUGCCUUUCCUACCUCAGCUGUCUAUGCAAGAAAGGACUUGCUACAAAGAUCUACCCACAUUGCUACCAAGACGUUCCAAGCUCUUCGCAUCUUUGUGAACAAUGAGCUCAAUGAACUCUAUACGGGACUGAAAACAGCACAGAAAUUUCUGAAAACUGGUGGUCGUCUUGUUGCGCUUUCCUUCCAUUCUUUAGAAGAUCGCAUUGUCAAACGAUUUUUGCUUGGGAUAAGUAUGACAGAAAGAUUUAACCUCAGCAUCAGACAGAAGGUAAGGCAAACUGCACGGCUGGAUUCAGAUCAUGAGAGUGAGGGGAGCAGCUCUGGAAGAGCUCCUCUGAUGUGGGAUCUGAUUCACAAGAAGGUGCUUACCCCAGAAGAUGAAGAUGUCCAAGAUAACCCCAGAGGGCGCUCAGCCAAGCUCAGGGCGGCUAUCAAAUUAUGAGGAUCUUAUCAUCAAAGUUUCCUUCUAUACUUCUAAUAUUUUUCUAAUUGAAAACCUUGUUUCUGAACAGUUUAAUGCAAUGUAAAGUAUGGGGCAGCCUGGAAAUUAGUGGUAUUUAGUAUUUUUAUCUCUAAGGAUAAUAAAGGAAGUUUUAACAUGACAUAAAACUUUCACUCAGAGAGCAGAGAGUCUCAAAACUGUAAGCACUUGUUGAUCUCUGCAUUGCAUUUGAAUUAUAAAAUUCAAUUCUUUCUUUAAUGAGGAAAUGGAAAGACUAUGACAUUGUAUUAAUUUAGGUUUGUAAACUCAAGCUGUCAAAAGAAAGAUAAUCAUAUUUGUAUGAUGGAGGAAGGACAUUGGUUAAUUAUAAUAAAGAAACUGCCUUGGCCCAUUUUAUUGGUUAGAACAUAGGUGGGUGGAGUAAACAGAAGAGAAUGCUGGGAGAAAGAAGCUGAAUAAGGAGUCGCCAUGGUUCUCCCACUCCAGACAGACGCAGAUUAAGAUUCUCCCUGGUAAAGCCACCUCAUGGGCUACACAGAAUAUUAGAAAUGGGUUAGAACAAUAUGUAAUAGCUAACCAAUAAGAGGCUGGAACUAGCUGGGCCAGGCAGUGUUUAGAAUACAGUUUCCGUGUAAUUAUUUCGAGCAUAAGCUAGCCAUGUGGGCGGCGGGGUGCCGGGGACGCAGCCCCGCCGCUCUUAUUUCAACAUUUGUAUGCUCUAAAUUCCAAAUUGAGUUAUUUACAUUUCCAACAGACUUUCUAUGUCUCAAAUAAUUAUGAUGAUUAUGGAACAAAUUAUAGUUUCUCCUACUAUAACUUUUUCAUAUGUAAACUUUUUACUAUUAUUAUUUAAAAUCUGCCACACUGAUGAUUUUCACUAGCAAAGUCAUAGCUCAUUGCUUUGGUGGCAUUUCUCAGUAUGAUCCAGGUUUCAUGUAUUUCAGAGUAAUCACAUAGAAUUUCCCUAACAGCCCGCAUGGAAAAUGUGAAGCCCAGAACUUCUAUUUGAUGCCAAGUGUAUCAGUUGCUGUAAUGUAUAAUACCUGUAGUGAGCAAUGUAAUCUCUCAUUUGCAUCUUGUGUUUUUUUUUAAAUUUUAGACAUCAUGCAAAGUAGUAAGUUUCUUUUUUAUGGCGUUUCCAUGAAAAUAAAGCAUUGUAUUGAUUAUUCUCACCCCCAAUACUCUUCUCUUUCCCUUCCCCAAUUCCUUCUUCCCUUACUGGACUCUCCCUCUCCUCGAAUGGUCUCUUACUCUGCCCCAUGUUGUCACAGAUACUCUAUUAUCCUCUAUAUAUCACUCUCCCCUCUCUUAACCGGCUCUCUUUCUACUUGUGUAUACAUAUUAUAUUCAUAUGUAUAUUUAUACAUACAUAACACACAUGUAAGUUUAAAUAUAGUUUCUUCCUGCAUAUGAGAAAAAACAUGUAACAUUUGUCCUUCUGACUCUGACUUUUUUGCUUGAUAUAAUGAUAUCCAGUUUCAUUCUAUUUUUGAAGAUGAAAAAUAAAAUAACCUCAUUUUGUAACUGAAUAAAAUCCCACUGCUUAUAUGCACUAUAUUUUA
This is a messenger RNA of Alexandromys fortis (reed vole), 3105 nucleotides long. It is a transcript of the gene Mettl15, whose product is annotated as methyltransferase 15, mitochondrial 12S rRNA N4-cytidine. Gene Ontology annotation, biological process: rRNA base methylation. Gene Ontology annotation, molecular function: rRNA (cytosine-N4-)-methyltransferase activity. Lineage: Eukaryota; Metazoa; Chordata; Mammalia; Rodentia; Cricetidae. The transcript has 7 exons. The record is from RefSeq and is a predicted model, not a curated record. Bases 323 to 1543 code for a protein of 406 amino acids.